Molecule: messenger RNA, 1533 nt
Organism: Saccharomycodes ludwigii
Lineage: Eukaryota; Fungi; Ascomycota; Saccharomycetes; Saccharomycodales; Saccharomycodaceae
Gene: PRP3
Product: U4/U6-U5 snRNP complex subunit PRP3
Exons: 1
Coding region: 1-1533 (510 amino acids)
Biological process (GO): mRNA splicing, via spliceosome
Cellular component (GO): U4/U6 x U5 tri-snRNP complex
Source: RefSeq, a predicted model, not a curated record
AUGGCAUACCAUACACAUGCUAAUGACAAAAAUGAAAACAAUUCUUCAUAUUUUUCUGAAGAAAAGGGUAAAGGGCUAAACACUGAACUACAUUCUGCCUUAUUUAGCUCAAAUUUAAAUUUAAUCAAAAGGGAAUUUCAAAAGAAAAAUGUUGACUAUAAAAAUGAUAGAGAGGGGGAAAAGAAAAGAAAAGAUAAUGGUUCUGAUAAUUAUUACUUAAGCAAUUAUAAUGAUACUAGCACCUCUAAUGAAUAUACUGAUAAUAAACUACCGAAAAAUAAUCAUACUAAACGGUUAUUAGGGAAUAAAUUUUAUACUAAACCUGGUGAACUAACGACACUUUUGACGGAAAAACAAAAAGCUCUUACCAACAGCCAACAAGCUUAUAAAUCAAACAUCUCAACUAGUAAAGAUGAAACGUAUGAUAAUGAGGUAAAUUCGAUGAUGGUAAUAGAUAAGGCUUACAUUGAAACCUGUGCUAAAAAUGAUUGGUGGGAUAAUGUUUAUCUAAAAACACGUUGUCUUUCUAUCUCCGAUAUAGAUCCUAGUGGCAGUAAUGAUAAUAUUCUACAUCGUAAAUACACAGAUUUUAUAGAUUAUUCUUCAUUAGAUGUUGAUGAGGACUCUGAUGAUGAUAUUGAAGAAUAUCAAAAUGAACAAUUGCCAGAUAGACCUAGUAUACGGUUUAUUCAACAUCCUAUUUUGAUUAAGAAUAAGUCAUCCACUGCUUACGGCAAUACUGCUACUAAAAUCUACUUGACUAAAAAAGAACAUAAAAAAUUACGCAGAAAUAGAAGGAAAUUAGAAAGACAGGUCAAAGAAGAAAGGAUUAAAUUGGGAAUGGAUCUUAAACCAACACCUAAAGUCAAAUUGAGCAACAUGAUGAACGUAAUACAAAAUAACUCUAAUAUUAUGGACCCAACAUUAUAUGAAAAGGAAGUGCGAGAGCAAGUACAAGAAAGAAAAAGAGAACACGAAAAAAUGAACCAACAAAGACAUUUGGAAGCCGUUGCGAAAAAAAGGAAAAAAAAUGCUUCUAAUGAUGAUAGUGAUGUGUCGACUAAUGAAAUCUAUUGUUGUGUUUUUAAGAUUGAGAAAAUAUUAAACCCUAAACACAGAUUUAAGAUUAAUAUGAAUGCAAAGCAGCUAAACUUACAAGGGUGCUGUUUAAGAUUACAAGAUGGCAAGGGAAUCAUUAUAAUAAGAGGGCUCGAAAAAAAUUGUAAAAAAUAUAAGAAGUUGAUAUUGAAUAGGAUAGCGUGGAGGGAAAAUUUUACCGUUGAUGUCACUAAAACUAAAAAACCCAGUCUUGACAAUAAUGCAUUUGAUUUAUCUUUGUUAUUGUCAUCAUCUCCUAACACUGUGGAGGUAAACAUGACCGAUAAUGAAGCUAAGCUAGAAUGGGAGGGAUACCUAGACAAAUCACAAGUUGUCAAUAAUGACGGGACUAAAAAAUGGUUUAUGAAAGAAUGCAAAGAUUUAAAUGAAUUGCUAAAUAUAUUAGACGACUUCAACGCAAAGGUCUUUUGGUGA